This is a messenger RNA of Nannospalax galili (Upper Galilee mountains blind mole rat), 4009 nucleotides long. RefSeq names its product meiotic double-stranded break formation protein 1 (gene Mei1). Lineage: Eukaryota; Metazoa; Chordata; Mammalia; Rodentia; Spalacidae. Gene Ontology annotation, biological process: meiosis I. The transcript has 31 exons. The coding region runs from base 47 to 3871 and encodes 1274 amino acids. The record is from RefSeq and is a predicted model, not a curated record.
CAAGCUGCGCGGGAAAGCUGGAGGUGCUGCAGACCCGAGCGGCGAGAUGGCUGCGCGGCAGACGGAGGCUGCCGACCCACCUGCCUUGGGGAGAGAUGAGGAGGCGGUGCUGCUCCUCGAGAAGACCCAUUACCGCCAUGACCCCCGCUGGCUGCUGCCCGUGUCCCCGCACCUCUGCCUGGCCUGCACGCUGGAGCUGCUGCCGGAGUCCGGAGUGUCGUUGGUACGCAAGAAGCACGUGGUGUUCUGCUUCCGAGAUGCCCUGGUGAGACACACCUCCUUGGUCACACAGCUGGUGGCUCAGGACCCGAGAGUCUGCAUCCACUUCAUAAGCAUGCUUUAUGGACUGUUAUGCAAAGUGGAAGAUGGGAGUGUAACAGACCUCUGCAUUGAAGUCCUUAUCCAGCUUACCACUCAGCUGAAGCUGGAACAGGCCAUCCACUGUCUGCUGAAUGAGUGCCACAGAGAGCUGUGUAACAUGUCUUCAAUGCGAGGCAGCCUGGCCACAAUGACACUUCUUGGCAAGUUGGUUGAUGCCAUUCCUGGCUUGGCAGAUCAGCUUGUAAUAAAGCACGGAAAUGUGACAGACCAUCUGUUGAGAGGCCUGGUGUACCCCAAUGAAGGGGUGCAAGCUUCCGUCUGUUACCUGUAUGGGAAGCUCUACUCCUCACCAGUGGCAGCUGAGAUGCUUUCCGGCCAUUUCCGGGAGAAGCUGUGCCCCCUCUUCCUUUCCAUCCUGGACGAUGCCCAGACGAAGGAACUACAGAUCAACUGCUUGGGUCUGCUAAGGCAGCUGCUGAAGUAUGAUCUCUUUGUGUCCGUGAUCAUGAACGAGUCUGUGCUGGCGAAGUGUCCUGAGAGCCCCCAGAGACCAUCAGGAGAGACAUCACUGCCUUUGGUGCUCAAAAAGCUUCUACUCUCCAGAGAUGAGAUCCUGCAGGUGGCUAGCACCCACUGUAUAAUUGCAGUGCUGGUCCACUCCCCCGCAAGGCAUGCCCCAGCCUUCAUUCAUGCUGACAUCCCAGAGUUCCUCUUUGAGCAUCUCUCCUCUUCCAGCGAAGUGCUUGUCUGGUCCAGCUACAACUGCCUGAUACUCCUAGCGGAAGAGCCACUCUUCUUUUCCAAGUGCCACACAGUGUAUGGGAUCGAGGCGGUAGUCAGGAGCCUACGGGGAAGCCUGAAGAUGUCCAACACAGAACUGCACAAGCAGGGCCUGCUGCUCCUGGCUGAGAUUCUGACUCGGCAGCCAGAAGAGAUCAGGCUGUUCACAAGUUCAGCCAUGUGCAGAGAUGCGAGUCGUGCCCUCCAGGAGGCAGUAAGCAGUCCUGUGUUGGAUGUGGCUGCCGAAGCCGUGAGGACGAUCUCUGCUUUCAUGAGAAAGGACCAUCAGAGCUCUCCUCCUGUGCAGUACAGAGCACUGCGGGCUUUGCUUGAAGCCAUGCUGAGUCGCUGUAUGGAGUUUGCCCAGAUCCCAGUGAACAGGAGGUUCCUGGGCAAUGCCUUCUGUAGAAAUUCAGAGAAGGCAACUCUUCAAAAGGGAAAGUUCCUGCUGAGCACUCUAGAGGGAUUUCGAAAUGCCUGCAGGUUGGCUGUGGAAUUCCAGGGUGAACCUUCUGCCCAGGAGAAUCCCUUCACAGCUCCCAGUGCCGAGAAGGAAGACACCUUGGAGGCCUUCUCAGAAUUUCUUCUCAGUGCCUGUGACUCCCAGUGUAUUCCCAUGGUGAUGAGACACAUGGAGCAGGCCACUCAUCCUAGCUUGAUGGAACUUUUCUUCUCAAUCCUGCACAGCCUCUUUGUCAUCGUUCCCCACAUGAAGGUGAAGUUCUCCAAGAAGCUCGCUGACUCGUCGUUCAUACGACUGACCCUGGAGCUAAAGGCCAGGUUCUGCAGUGGCCCGAGUAACUCAGCCCUAAAUCAGGUGUGUUCCAGUUUCCUCUACUACCUGUGCCUCAGCCUCCUCUCAGCUCCAGAGAAGACAGAACCACCCUCCUCAGAAGAACUGUCUGUAGUAUCCGAGUUCCUGCAGCAUGGGCUGCCCCAGAUAAGCAGCCACACCCUGGAGAGUCUCUCCUUCCUGUCAGAUCGCCAGUACAUGGAGGUAGCAGCUCGCCAGAGACAGUAUUGCAUCCUGCUCCUCUUCCACCUGGCUCACAUCCACGAGGACAGGUUUGUCCCUGAGGCGGAAUUAUUUGUUGCUGUGCAAAGCUUCCUCCUGUCUCUGCAGGACCAGGGGGAGUGCCCUCCACCCGUGGUCUGCAGAGCCUGCAUCUAUCUGCUGGCAGUGUGCCAGGACAAGGACAGUGUGCUGGAUGAGGCUGUGGUCAGUGCGAUCAGAAACUUCCUAGAGGGCAUCUCAGACCUGCACCUGGUCUACACUCAUCACCCCCUCCUGCUCAGGUUCUUCCUGGUGUAUCCAGGGUUGAUGAGUAGGUUUGGGCACCGUGUCCUGGAACUUUGGUUCUCUUGGGAAGAAAGCUGCUGUGAGGAAUUGGAUGAUAACUCCUCUCCUGGGCAGCCUACCCUUCCUGCCAGUGUGUCAGCCCUGUUCCAGAUGCUCAGGAGCAGCCCCAGUAUCCUGCUUAUUUUGCUGGACCUUGUCUAUUCCAGUCCAGUGGACAUAGGCCGCAAGGUACUAAUUAUCCUGAGGAUCUUUCUGAGGAAGAAUGAAGAUAUCCAAGUGGGUGGUCUCAUCCGAGGCCACUUCCUGCUCAUCCUGCAGCAGCUGCUGGUGGAGUACCCUGCUUCCCCCUUAGGAGCCUCAGGCAACCUGCCACUGCUGCUGAACCUUCUCUCUGUGGUACAGCUAAGGAAUGGGACAGAGCAAGAACUGGACAGUAUGACCAUAAAGCUGCUUCACCAAGUGAGCAAGCUGUGUGGAAAGGGUAGCCCUGACGAUACAGACAUCCUACAGCCCUCCUUCAAUUUCCUGUACUGGAGCCUUCAUCAAACCACCACCAGCAGUCGGAAAAGAGCUGCCGCUGUGCUGCUGAGCAACACAGCCUUGAUUGAGCUUUUGGAGAAGAUGCUGGCCCUCACCUGGACAGAGGCAGGAUCCCCCAGGGCCUCACUGCUCUGCUCUGCCUGGCUGCUCACUGCCUCUCUAUCUGCCCAGCAGCACAAUGGAUGUUUGCAGGUUCACCAGAUGUUAUCUGUGGAACUGGACCAAGUAUUGAAGGCACUCAGCUUUCCAAAGAAUAAGGCUGUACUGCUGUCGGCUGCCAUCUUGCGAUUCCUGCGGACUGUCCUGCAGCAACGCUUUUCCUCUGCACUGGUGGUUCUGGUGCCCUCAGGGGUUCAACCACUGCCAACUCCUGAGGACACUGCCCUAGCUCCACUGAGAACGUCACAAGUGCUGUCCCUGCUCAUUGGACUACAGAAUCUUCUGGUACAGAAGGAUCCUGUAUUGUCUCAAGCUUGCAUUGGCUGCCUGGAGGCCUUGCUUGACUACCUGCAUGCUAGGAGCCCAGACAUUGCGCUCCAUGUGGCCUCCCAGCCCUGGAAUCGGUUUUUGCUGUUCACUCUUUUGGAUGCUGGAGAGAAUUCUUUCCUCAGACCCGAGAUACUGAAACUUAUGACCCUGUUUGUGCAAUACCAGAGCAGCAGCAUCCUGUCUCAUGAAGAGGUGGAGCAUGUUCUGCAACAUGCAGCUUUGACUGACCUGUCCACUCUCUCAAAAGCCACACUCCAGGCUCUGUAUGGCUUCUUCCUGCAGGUACAGAGCAUGGGCCUCUUGGCGGACCAUAGCAUGGCCCAGACCCUACAGGCCUCUUUGGAGGGCCUCUGUUCCAGCACCUCCUCAGCAGAGUCACCCCCUCAAGAUAUGCUCUGCCUUGGAGGCGUAGCUAUAUCCCUGUCCCACAUCAAAGACUGAGUCUCAGGACAUAAAGGCCCCAAAACAGAAAGAAGCGAGACUUAAGAGACAGAUUCAGGGCGUAAUUGUUGGGGCAAAGGAUGGCAGUCUCAGCUCUUCAUUGUAGCCAUUUAAUCCACUGUGGAAAUGGAGUCGCGA